CUCAGGUUCAUAAAAGGGUUGAACAGGAGAGUAGCUGCAAGCUGAGAGGCAGCCAAUCCAUCUGUGCCCCUGGAGGACUUGGUGCUGGAGCCUACAGCCAUGGCUGGGAACCUGACUGUGAAGAUGCUGGGAGGUGAGGAGUUCCUGGUGCCCCUGAGGGACUCUAUGCUGGCAUCGGAGCUGAAGCAGCAGAUAGCCCUGAAAACUGGCGUGCCUGCGUUCCAACAGCGCCUGGCUACCCACCCAGCUGGCACAGUGCUGCAGGAUGGGAUCUCCCUCAUCAGGCAGGGCCUGUGUCCUGGCAGCACAGUCCUGCUAGUGGUGAAGAACUGUAAUGACCCCCUGAGCAUCCUGGUGAGAAACAAUAAGGGUCGCAGUAUCGCCUACGAGGUCCGGCUGACACAGACUGUGGCUGAGCUCAAGCAGCAAGUGUGCCAGCAGGAGCACGUGCAGGCUGACCUGUUCUGGCUGAGUUUUGAAGGGAAGCCCAUGGAGGACAAGCACCAGCUGGGGGAGUAUGGUCUCACACCCCAGUGCACUGUGUUCAUGAAUUUACGCCUGCGGGGUGGUGGUGGGAAUUGGGCAGGACCAGGAGGGCGGUGCUGAGAGCCACCCACCCAAGUCCUUGACCAAGUAUGGGUAAUAAAAGUUGACAAAAUGA
Molecule: messenger RNA, 661 nt
Organism: Nyctereutes procyonoides (raccoon dog)
Lineage: Eukaryota; Metazoa; Chordata; Mammalia; Carnivora; Canidae
Gene: ISG15
Product: ISG15 ubiquitin like modifier
Exons: 2
Coding region: 100-606 (168 amino acids)
Biological process (GO): post-translational protein targeting to endoplasmic reticulum membrane
Molecular function (GO): protein binding
Source: RefSeq, a predicted model, not a curated record